Nicotiana tabacum (common tobacco) is the source of this 1101-nucleotide messenger RNA. RefSeq lists its product as uncharacterized. Lineage: Eukaryota; Viridiplantae; Streptophyta; Magnoliopsida; Solanales; Solanaceae. The record is from RefSeq and is a predicted model, not a curated record.
AUGGGAUUAGCGGACAACUUGAAGGCCAAUGUUGAUGCUUCAGCAGGUGGAGCAUUUUUAAGCAAGUCAUUUAGAGAGUGGUCAAGUAGUGUACCUUACCAAAGGCAACAAGGAUACAACCAGCAAAUUCAGCAGCUAACUUAUCAACAACCUCAACAACGGCAGAUAGUGAGGCAGGAUGAUGGGUUAUCAAAAAUUAAAGGAAUGUUGCAACAACUCAUUGGGGCCAGCAGGAAAAUGAAAGAAAAGGUCCACCAAAUGCAAGAAAAGGUAUUGUCACAUGAUUCGGCUAUCAAGGGCAUUGAGAUUCAACUAGGGAAAUUAUCCAUGUCCCUUAAUAAUCGUCCUCAAGGGACGUUACCUGCGGACACACAUGUCAAUCCAAAAGAGCAGGGCCUAAAGCCGCUUAUGGCGGUGAGCUUGAGAAAUGGUAGAGAUCUUGAUUUAAAGCAAGAAAUUGCUCGUGAGAGCCGGAAAAAGAAGUUGCGGAAGAGACUGAGAAAAUGCAAGAGAAGGUUUUCAGAAAAAGUGCCUGAGCAGGAUCUAACUCAAGCCAAAGAAAAGAAGCGACCUCCAGCACCCUUCCCGCAGAGCUUGGCCAAAUAUCAGAAGGAUGAACAGUACAAAAAAUUCAUGGAAAUGCUGAAGCAAAUUCAGACUUGUAGUGCUGUUGUGUCAAGACCUAUAGCUGAGAAGUUAUCCGACCCUCGAAGCUUCACAAUUCCAUGCACCAUAGAUAGCUAUGCAUUUGCCAAAGCAUUGUGUGAUUUGGGAGCAAGUAUAAAUCGGAUGCCAUUGUCUAUAUAUAAAAAGUUAGGCAUUGGAAGAGCAAGGCCUACAUCCGUGUUACUGCAACUAGCUGACCGAACGGUGAAAAGGCCAUCAGGUAUACUUGACGAUGUACUUGUGCAGCUUGAAAAAUUCGUGUUUCCAGCAAAUUUUAUCAUUCUGGACUGUAAGGUUGAUGAGGAGAUUCCUAUAAUUUUGGGAAGGCCAUUCUUGGCCACAGGGAGAGCUCUGAUUGAUUGUGAAAUGGGGGAGCUGAAGAUGAGGCUGAAUAAUGAAGAAAUAACAUUUAAUGUGCAAAAGUCUAUGCAGUGA